AUGUUAAAUGUUUCUAUUUUUUUAACUCUGUUUUAAUUGUUUGUUACUAUUUCCAUGACUCUGAUAGUCAACAUUAUCCUUUAUGUAAAUGGAAUAAUUUUCAUCCACACGUUAUAAAAGCAGUGUAAAGUAUGAUAACUGUGUACUGUAUCCAUAGCCAAACCAAGUUGCUUAUUGGCAGCACACAGAGGGGGACAAGCAAUUAUUCUUUGCGUGCUUCAUUACCUAGUAACAUAUCAAACUAUGGGCUAUCAUUGCAACUGGUUUUUUAAUCAUGGUUUGUUUGUAUCUCUUGUCCUUGCAAGAGCUGGAAGUUGGUUACUUCAAAUACCAACCUACGCAAAGAUUCCUUGAUCAUCAUCUCUUCCUUUCAGCUUGAAUCUAGGAGCUACAACUUUUCCAAAAAGAGUUGUGACUAACAACAUGUCAAGCACUGCUGGUCUCGUGAUUCCAUGCAAAGCUGCUGUUGCAUGGCAAGCAGGGAAACCUUUGGUGAUAGAACGCGUGGAGGUGGCUCCCCCACAGGUCAUGGAAGUGAGGAUCAAGGUUAAAUAUACCUCACUCUGCCAUACUGAUCUCUACUUCUGGGAGGCCAAGGGGCAAACUCCUCUGUUUCCCCGAAUUUUCGGUCACGAGGCAUCUGGAAUUGUGGAGAGUGUUGGAGAAGGAGUCACAGACCUGCAGGUCGGGGAUCAUGUGCUUCCGGUAUUCACUGGGGAAUGUGGUGAGUGUCCACAUUGCAAAUCUGAGGAAAGCAACAUGUGUGACCUGUUGAGGAUCAAUACAGACAGAGGAGUCAUGCUUAGUGAUGGUAAAAGCAGGUUCUCCAUUAAUGGUAACCCAAUAAAUCACUUUGUUGGCACAUCCACUUUUAGUGAAUACACUGUGAUACAUUCUGGCUGCUUAGCAAAGAUCAAUCCACAAGCACCUAUGGAUAAAGUCUGUGUCUUAAGUUGUGGCAUCUCAACAGGAUUAGGAGCAACUUUAAAUGUUGCAAAACCAAAGAAGGGCUCUACUGUAGCAAUCUUUGGUCUUGGAGCUGUUGGCCUUGCUGCUGCUGAGGGUGCAAGAAUUGCUGGUGCAUCUAGAAUUAUUGGAAUUGAUUUGAACCCAAAGAGGUUUGAGGAAGCCAAAAAAUUUGGAGUAACUGAGUUUGUGAAUCCCAAGGACUAUGAUAAGCCGGUUCAAAAGGUGAUUGCAGAUAUGACUAAUGGAGGAGUGGACAGAAGUAUAGAGUGCACUGGAAACAUCAAUGCCAUGAUAUCAGCUUUUGAAUGUGUUCAUGAUGGGUGGGGUGUUGCUGUGCUUGUUGGAGUACCAACUAAGGACACAGUUUUCAUGACCAAGCCUAUUAAUCUGCUCAACGAAAGAACACUUAGGGGGACUUUCUUUGGAAAUUACAAGCCUAGGACUGACCUCCCAUCUAUUGUUGAUAUGUAUAUGAAUAAGAAAUUGGAACUGGACAAGUUUAUAACCCAUAGAGUUUCUUUCUCUGAUAUCAACAAGGCAUUUGAAUUAAUGUUGAAAGGAGAGGGACUAAGGUGUAUCAUUAACAUGGAAGACUAGAAAAAUGAUAGGAGAACUUCACCGUUUUACUUACCCUCUUAAGACUCAUUCCAUAUGAAUGAUGUUUUCACUCUGAUGUAAUAAAUGUUUCUUUCUUACUACAAAAACUGAAAAUGAGUAGACCAUACCUCCAAAAUCGUCUAUUUUUGGAACAACUGCAACUGAAAAAAAAUCUAGUAAAGUUCUCUUAACCCUUAACACAUCUAAAGUCAAGACAAUGUGCAAGCUUCAACGAUGACUUAUAGUGGUAUUUUAUUAGGGAUUUCUUUUAAGUGUGACA
Messenger RNA from Gastrolobium bilobum, 1846 nucleotides. RefSeq names its product alcohol dehydrogenase 1-like. Lineage: Eukaryota; Viridiplantae; Streptophyta; Magnoliopsida; Fabales; Fabaceae. The coding region runs from base 424 to 1566 and encodes 380 amino acids. Gene Ontology annotation, biological process: formaldehyde catabolic process. Gene Ontology annotation, cellular component: cytosol. The record is from RefSeq and is a predicted model, not a curated record. Gene Ontology annotation, molecular function: S-(hydroxymethyl)glutathione dehydrogenase [NAD(P)+] activity; zinc ion binding. The transcript has 11 exons.